Bombus pyrosoma is the source of this 1117-nucleotide messenger RNA. Its product is annotated as protein C1orf194. Lineage: Eukaryota; Metazoa; Arthropoda; Insecta; Hymenoptera; Apidae. The record is from RefSeq and is a predicted model, not a curated record. The transcript is spliced from 4 exons. The coding region runs from base 184 to 726 and encodes 180 amino acids.
GUAAUACUGUUUCCAUGGAACGCUAUUGACUUAAUUUCACUUCUUAUAAGUUUAUAUCAAAUACCGCUACUGACUUAAUAGUCGGUUGCUAAGCAGAUUCAAUCAUAGCUGUUCAUCAUUCUUUACCGUGCAUUUUGCCAAGUGGAAUACUCUUCCUCCGUAAAAGUUACAGGUGGUGUUAGAAUGGCGGAAGUGAGUUACAUUAGAAACCCUUAUCCCGUGCCGGAUGUAGUACGCGAAGGAGUGUGGCUACGACGACCUGUACUAGGUAAUAAAGUUUCACCCAAGGACAGGGACUGGAGUGCCAAGUUAAAAGCGCACGAACGUCUCUUUGCUCAUCAUACGCUAAAUAGUAUACGGAAAGAUAAUAGGCUUCUGAGAUCACAGGUACCAAACGACGCUCUGGAUCUGGCGCUUACAACCGUGUACAUUCACAGCAAAGAUACGUUGGUGCCCAAGAGCUACGUCCUAGUGCAACCAGAAACUUUAGGAAAGAGGACGUGGCGUGUUUUAAAAAAUCAAAUCGAGGUUUCCAAGACACCGGAUAUCCCAGUAACGGAAGAUCCCGUUUCGUUGCUUGUGAAGAGAGCAGAAUGUUAUCGUGGUCCGGUGCCAGAGAGACGAGUCCAUCCGAGUAGCGUGAAAUUAAAUAUCUCCGGACCUCACUCGGUUCAAUCUAAUCCCGGAUACAGUCGCAAAAUCGACGGAACUUUUUACAGUAUUUAAACAGUAUUUAAACACGGAUCUGUACGGUAUUUGAGAUGGAAACCCGGCAGACAAAUCUGUGCUAACAAUCGUAUUUGAGGAAAUUAAAUCAACGAUUUUAUGAUUAUCAUCGGCACUGUCGAUCGUUUCUAUAUGAUGUUUAUGAAUACGUAUCAUUUUACCGUAAUAUCGCCGAUAAAUCUAUACGGUUCGUGUGCGAUUAGCAGACUACUUCGUCUCAUACUUUGUUUUAUAUAUCUUCUUAAUUGUAGUGAAAUUUCGAAGAAAAAUUGCCACGUAAUAUUUAGAUUGUUAUACAAUGCCAAUUAUUUUAUAUACGUAUGUUUUGUUAAAUGCAACGACGCAAUAAAAAUUACAAAUUCUACGUAGAAAAGUGGGUGAUUUCAGUAAA